Messenger RNA from Drosophila innubila, 362 nucleotides. RefSeq lists its product as uncharacterized. The coding region runs from base 66 to 311 and encodes 81 amino acids. The transcript is spliced from 2 exons. NCBI's taxonomy places the organism in Eukaryota, Metazoa, Arthropoda, Insecta, Diptera, Drosophilidae. The record is from RefSeq and is a predicted model, not a curated record.
AGCGAUUGUCUGGCACCUCACAUUGCCUGUGGUCGUCAGCUCUGGACAUACUCGUAUGUAUAUAAAUGCGCGUUACUGUUAAAGGCUCGUUCAUUUCACUCUUUGCCUUGACCAUGGGCCGUUGUCUUCACUUAAUUUUCUUGUUUUUGCUGCUUGUCGCGCUGCUCAGCGCUGUUCACGGCAUGCCGUCGCCGCUUAAUUGGGGACCCGCAUCGAACAGAGGGCCUGGCGGCGGACCUGGCUGGAAUGGUGGAGACACAACCGACAAUAUUAUUCUGCAUUCUGGUAAAACUGGCAAAUGGCGCUACUAAUUGACAUUUGGCCUGAUCAAAGGCUUAUUAAUGAAGACGCUUCAAUUUAAA